Molecule: messenger RNA, 987 nt
Organism: Bactrocera latifrons
Lineage: Eukaryota; Metazoa; Arthropoda; Insecta; Diptera; Tephritidae
Gene: JTBR
Product: protein JTB
Exons: 2
Coding region: 131-595 (154 amino acids)
Biological process (GO): mitotic cytokinesis
Cellular component (GO): cytoplasm; membrane; spindle
Source: RefSeq, a predicted model, not a curated record
CAACUUGUCAGCACUGUUUCACAGCUGUUUUAUAUACAUAUGAUUGCAUACAAAAGCAAAGAAAAUUGCAUAUUAAACAAUUUAUACGAAAGAUUCACAACUUUUGGCGAGAUAUUUGUUAACUCUUAAAAUGUUGGAAACUUGUCAAAGGCGUCACAUGCUACUAGGGCUCAGCCUAUUAGUGGCUGCAACAGUAAUAGUUCUCAUUAUCGAGUCGCAUUUUCCUUCCAGCGAGAAUACUCGACGCUCGCGAGCUCAACAGUUCGUCAUUGAAAACAAUUCCACAUGCUGGCAGCGCGAAGAAUAUAGUGUCAUACAGGAAUGUCAUCCGUGCACCGAAUUUGAUAUUGUAAGCAAAAGCCUUGGUGUAUGCAUACACACGCAUUACAAGGAAGUUCUACGUUGUAGAAGUGGGGAAACUGUGACGCGUAGCUGUGAUCGUGUCGCGCUUAUCGACCAGCGUAAUUUCAUUAAAUUUGAGAUUACUUGCUUCUGUAUAGGCUCACUUAGCUAUCUAGUUUCAUAUGCCAGAGAUCGAAUAUUAUCACGAAGAACACAUUUAAAAAUUGAACGACAAUUGAACCGCAUGCAAUAACAUUAAGAGUAAUGCAGCUUUAGGCUACGGGGAAAUGGAUGUGUAUGUAUUAAAGUUAUGAGAUUUUAACGAUAGGUUAAGUGUAUUGAGAAUAAUUUGUUACGACCGUAAUGCUGAUUAAAAUUUAAGAAUGAAAAAAUCCAGAUUCUUGAUUAAAAUUAACAACGAUAUCAUCUUAAAAAUGGUUAAUUAUGGUAUUCUAUCUUAAAUUUAAACUUUUAUUUUAAGUUAAUAGAAAUAUGUUUUUGUUGUGUUUAUCUAAAUAUGUGCACAUAUAUUUGUAUAAUAAUAAUAUAAAAGCUUCCAAAAGGGACGCUAACUAUAAAUUUACUAAAUGGAAUGCAUUGCUAGAUUAUAUAAGAAUAAGUAAGAUUAUAUAAGAAUAAGUAAGA